Molecule: messenger RNA, 1576 nt
Organism: Colletotrichum navitas
Lineage: Eukaryota; Fungi; Ascomycota; Sordariomycetes; Glomerellales; Glomerellaceae
Exons: 4
Source: RefSeq, a predicted model, not a curated record
CGAUGCGCCCACGGUUUAAUUGUUUGUUCACUCAUUUCGUUCUUUCCCAACAAUCCAGACUUGAACUACGCAGUAGGACAGCCAUGAUGGUUCGGAUCGCGCACCCAGUCGUUGUGUCACUGGGCGACCUCAAGCAGGGCAACAUUCCCUUUGGGACGCUCGAGGAAGCUUUUGGGCCGGAAUCUUUAGGUAUCCUGAUAGUUAAAGAUGUACCUUCCGAGUUUAGUCACUUGAGACACCAGACACUGUCAUAUGCUUCUUACCUGGGCAAUCUGCCCGAACAUGAACUUAAAAAGCUAGAGAAUGAAAAGGCCAGAUACCUAACAGGCUGGUCUUUAGGGAAAGAGACACUCAAGAACGGACAAGUUGACACGUUCAAGGGGUCAUACUAUGCCAACUGUGCAUUCUACGUUGAUGCCACGCUUGACUGUGCCAAGCCAACCGCCGAGUUCAACACUGAUAACUUCCCCGAGUACCUGUCGCCUAACGUAUGGCCUGCGCAAGACGUACUUCCUGGGUUUAAGCCUAGCCUCGAGAGCCUGUGCCGCGUCAUCAUCGACACUGCGGUCCUCGUUGCCCGGGCUUGCGACAGAUACGCCGAAUCCGAGAUACAGGCAUAUACCAAGGGUUAUUUGGAGCACGUUGUCAGCACGUCCAACACGACGAAGGCGCGCUUGUUACACUAUUACCCGCAGACACAGGAAGCGAUCUCUAAAAUCGGUGCCGCCGACGAUGACUGGUGCAGCGUUCAUGUUGAUCACGGAUGUCUCACUGGUUUGACGUCGGCCAUGUUCAUCGACGAGAACGAGACGUCAACCGCGGUACCAGAAAUCACAAACGACAAGUCUGCAAGCCUGCCACCGCUCGCCGAGCUAGCAACGUCACCCGACCCGGCUGCUGGGCUAUACAUCCACUCGAGAACGGGAGAGACAGUUCAAGUCAAGAUCCCGCGGGAUUGCAUUGCAUUCCAGACGGGGGAGGCCCUCGAGCGCAUCACGGGCGGCAGGUUCAAGGCGGUUCCGCACUUCGUGAGGGGCGUCAGAGCGUCAGUGAGCGACGGCCGGGUUGCGCGCAACACGUUGGCUGUUUUCACUCAGCCGAACCUCGGCGAGGAGGUCGACAUUGAGCAACACAUAACGUUCGGCGAAUUUGCGCGGGGCAUCGUGGCCAAAAACACCGUUUCUUAGGAGGGGAGGUGGUGUUUGAUGCGAGAGGUUGAAUGAGACCGGCGCACAUUGCAGCAAAGAAAGACGAGGGGUCGGCUCUUGAGUUGUUCCGGCAUGAGGAGGGUGCAGAAUCGGGUGAAGCCGACUCGCGGUUUGGACUUGUCAAGUAUCCGGGCCACUUGGUGGGGCCCGCGAACAUGGAGGAGCAUGGAGCCACCAAGGACCCCGGCAGGCCCGGAGCAUGCUGUAUGGUUUGGUUUGUUGACAGAUGUGCCAAGUCGAAACUGGGAGCUGUAGGAUUGCAUACCAUACUGUCAUGCUAGUCCAACGGGAUACGCAGUUCGCUCAGAAAUAGCGCAUGAGAUUGGUAGAGUUGCGUGAUGUUAGCGGCCUUCUCCAUGUUCUCAGUC